Molecule: messenger RNA, 435 nt
Organism: Xylona heveae TC161
Lineage: Eukaryota; Fungi; Ascomycota; Xylonomycetes; Xylonales; Xylonaceae
Exons: 3
Coding region: 1-435 (144 amino acids)
Source: RefSeq, a predicted model, not a curated record
AUGGGAAUCCUCAUCAAGAACCACUGGGCAAGAUUGAUUGUCCUCACGGCUGCCUUAUACCAAGUUGCAGCCGCAAUCGAAGGCUUCUUCUGGCCAAAGUUUUUCUGGGACUUUCUCACCAAAAAUCUCGACGGAUUCGUUAAGCCUAUACCCAUACUACAAAUCAUCAAUCUGGUGUUGGGUCUCGUCACAUUGGCAUGGGAAUGGCCUUUGAAGAGACUCUCACGUCUCUCACUUCACAAGUCGAUAGAAUGGAGGAUCAUGAUGUAUCCGCUCAACGUCAUGACGGCCGUGCUACUCUACCAAGGCACAAAUGCGGCCCUAUACUACCUGAUUGGAAUCGUCGUCUACUUUUGGGCCUACACUGAAGGCGAGAUCGUGUGUCCCAGACCAUGGAGCCUGCCCAAGAGGCGGCGACCCAGGACAGCCGCAUGA